Molecule: messenger RNA, 363 nt
Organism: Entrophospora sp. SA101
Lineage: Eukaryota; Fungi; Glomeromycota; Glomeromycetes; Entrophosporales; Entrophosporaceae
Source: the annotation of a GenBank genome assembly
AUGGCUGUAAUUUAUGGAGAUUUCAAAAAAAGAAAUGCAAUCAAUACCAUGGUUGAAAAACUUGAUGAUGUGGCUUUUGAGUUGAUUCGGAUUGCUCCUAAUAAUCAUUCUGAACAAGUAAGAGAUAUUGCUGAAGUAUGUACUGCUGUAGUGCAUGGUAGUGAACUUGGGAUAAGAGCUCAAGUACAAGGCAUUGGUGGAGCUUGGAAAUUGCUUAUCGAUAAUGUAAAUACAAUGGUUGCAAAUUUAACAGCUCAAGUUCGUGAUAUUACUGCUGCGUUAAAAGCAGCCACUAGAGGAGAUCUUGGUAAAAAGGUAACUGUUAAUGUAAGAGGUGAAUUUUUGGAUUUAAAAAUACCAUAA